This is a messenger RNA of Rana temporaria (common frog), 1618 nucleotides long. It is a transcript of the gene FEZF2, whose product is annotated as FEZ family zinc finger 2. Gene Ontology annotation, cellular component: nucleus. The coding region runs from base 297 to 1568 and encodes 423 amino acids. NCBI's taxonomy places the organism in Eukaryota, Metazoa, Chordata, Amphibia, Anura, Ranidae. The transcript is spliced from 5 exons. The record is from RefSeq and is a predicted model, not a curated record.
GUGUGUGUGUGUGUGUGUCCAGCUCUCCCCUCCAUUAAUCAGAGCUGGGGGUAGGUGGACUUGUCCUGCCCCGGUGGAUUGCACAUGUCAUUCUUCUUGGAGUGACUGCUGUGACUUGAUGUGAUGUCAGCAAAGUGUAAAAAGCCCGGAUCCCACGCUGCUGCUGAAGAAGCUUAGCUAGGAAAAUGUGACAGGGUCUCCGCAGUGCAGCCCCUCUCCAUGCUCCUGCUAGAGAGAAGAGCCGGGUGACUUCCAGUUGGCUGCUGCUGCUGCAGAAGAGCAAGAAGUCCCCAGCCAUGGCCAGCUCGGCUACCUUGGAGCAAGUCCUACCCACCUGCCUGGAAGGGAGAACCAUGGCGUCCAGCACCCCCAAGAGCCUGGCCUUCUCCAUAGAGAGGAUCAUGGCCAAGUCUUCGGAGCCCAGACCUGCUUUCUUUGACCACAGCCGAGCGCUAGCCGACUCUGACGCCAAGAAGCUGCUGAACUUGUGCUCCCCCAUCCCAUGCAUGAUCCCCGUGCAGUCCUUGGGCUAUGAUGUCCACCCCAAGUCCCUACUCAACUACCCGGAGAUCUGGAAGAGCACCAUGAGGUCUCCAGUGUGCGGCUCCCCCGGCUUGUGCAAACCCAACUGUGCCAUGUGCUGCAAGAACGACCUGACCCUGGGACAAUCUGUGGUGGCCAACAGCAGGGUGAUCAAACCUCAGGUCAUCAACCAAGCGGUGGGCAUACCAGGCACUAAUGCCCCCCUCUACUACUUCAACUACCUGGACUCUACCUACAGCCCCUCGGACCUCUUCAUCCCUUCCCAGGCGUCUCUCAGUGCCCACCAUAAACUCUACCUUCUGGAAAAUGCCAAGCUCUCCGGACUGUCCCCAGAAAAGUUCCCCAUGGCCCAGUACCCCCACAAGGAGAGGCUGCCUGGCCAGUUGGACCAGGUGAUGAAGGAGAACACUGUGGACAGAAACCCUAAAAGCCACCCCAAACUUGGUUCCAACCCUUUAGAUGGCAAACCCAAAAUCUUCACCUGUGAAGUGUGCGGCAAGGUCUUCAAUGCCCAUUACAACCUCACCAGGCAUAUGCCAGUACACACUGGGGCCAGACCAUUCGUGUGCAAAGUUUGUGGCAAGGGAUUCAGACAGGCCAGCACCCUGUGCCGACACAAGAUCAUCCACACGCAGGAGAAACCUCACAAGUGCAAUCAAUGUGGCAAAGCAUUUAACAGAAGUUCCACUUUAAACACUCAUAUCAGAAUCCAUGCGGGAUAUAAACCGUUUGUGUGCGAAUUCUGUGGCAAAGGAUUUCACCAAAAAGGGAAUUACAAAAAUCACAAGCUGACCCACAGUGGAGAGAAGCAAUAUAAAUGCACCAUCUGUAACAAGGCUUUUCAUCAGGUCUAUAAUUUAACAUUUCACAUGCACACGCACAAUGACAAGAAACCUUUUACUUGUGGGACCUGUGGAAAAGGGUUCUGUAGGAAUUUUGACUUAAAGAAACAUGUGAGAAAACUUCAUGAUAAUGUUUCCUCAGCUUCUAUGAAAGACAUUUCCAGGACUGCAGUUCAGAGCUAAAGAAAUAGAAAACUUCAAGGCUCAGCAGAUUAAAACACUGUGAAAAAAAA